AUGGCCGGACGGAGCAUCCGCCAGAUCAUGCACGACAUCACGCCGUACCUGGCCCUGCUCGUCUUCGUCGCCACUCUAGGAUCCCUCCAGUUCGGUUACCAUCUCGCCGAGCUCAAUGCACCCCAGGAUGUCAUCACCUGUCGCAAAAAGUCCGUCUCGACCUUGGCCCGCGUAGCUGCUGGCCUCCGCGAAGCUGUAAGCAGGUCCGCCAGCGCCAGCCGCUCCGCCGCCCCGGGCUUCCUCGGAGAAUGCAUCCCCAUGAGCGAGGCUGCCUUUGCCACCGUUUCUUCCAUGUUCAUGGUCGGCGGGCUGGCCGGCGCUGUGGCGGCUGGUCCGCUGGCGUCCAAAAGAGGUCGCCUGCCUGCCAUGAAGCACACGGCCGCGCUGUAUGUCCUGGGAGCCGCGGUCGAGGCCAUGUCCAGCAGCGUUGGCGUCAUCUGCCUCGGUCGGCUCUUGGCUGGCGCUGCGGCUGGCGCCUCGACCGUCAUUGUCCCGCUCUACAUCAGCGAGAUCUCGCCGCCAAAUGAGCGGGGACUGUUUGGCGCCAUGACCCAAGUCUCCAUCAACAUUGGCAUUCUUCUCACCCAGACGCUGGGUUACUUCCUCAGCUACGGCAAGGCCUGGCGGUGGAUAUUCACCGUUGCCGGGGGUAUUGCCGCAGCGCAGUUUAUCGGCCUUUUGUUUGUCCCCGAGAGCCCGGCCUGGCUGGCUGCUCACGGAGACCCAACCGGGGCGGCGAGGGUUCUGCAACGCAUCCGGCCGAAAACCGCCAACCUGCGGGACGAGACGUCGCAAUGGGAUCAAGAUGGAGCUACAUCAUCACGCAGUGCAGAAGAAGAGGGUCUUUUGUCCCAUACUGACGAGGCCGCAAGCCCUCCAUCAACCGUUGCCAGAGCUCCAACUCGCCACAUGGGCUUCCUGGAGGUGGCCAGGGAUGUCACAACCCGACCGGCCAUCAUUGCCGUGGUUGGCAUCAUGGUGACGCAGCAGUUCUGCGGAAUCAACUCCAUCAUCAUGUACUCGGUUUCGCUUCUCGCCGACCUGCUGCCCGUCUCCUCCGCACUGCUCACCAUCAUCAUCUCUGGAAUCAAUCUCGGCAUGACGAUUGCGUGUGCCCCGUUGCCGGAUCGGCUGGGUCGAAAGUCUUGCCUACUCCUUUCCAUCAUUGGGCAAGGUUCAAGCUCUCUGGCGUUGGCAUUGUCCAUCAUCUUUGGAGCCAAGAUCCUGUCGGCUAUUGCUGUCCUUUUCUUCGUGGCCUUUUUCGCGGUGGGCUUGGGGCCGGUCCCGUUCAUCAUGGCUUCGGAGCUCGUCGGCCAGGAAGCCGUGGGCGCGACCCAGAGCUGGUGUUUGGCGGCCAAUUACAUUGCCACGUUUAUCGUCGCCCAGUUCUUCCCCAUCAUCAACACGGCCUUGAAUCAUGCUCUUGGCAAGGCAGGAUGGGUGUACUUUUUGUUCGCAGGGUUCGCGACCUUGGGUGCCACUUUCGUCAGCGCCAGGGUUCCCGAAACAAAGGGAAGGAGGGACGUGGAUGAAAUCUGGGGCCGAACCCGCCGCUUGGAUUAG
Ustilaginoidea virens is the source of this 1563-nucleotide messenger RNA. RefSeq lists its product as uncharacterized. The record is from RefSeq and is a predicted model, not a curated record. Lineage: Eukaryota; Fungi; Ascomycota; Sordariomycetes; Hypocreales; Clavicipitaceae. Gene Ontology annotation, cellular component: membrane. Bases 1 to 1563 code for a protein of 520 amino acids. The transcript is spliced from 2 exons. Gene Ontology annotation, biological process: monosaccharide transmembrane transport. Gene Ontology annotation, molecular function: hexose transmembrane transporter activity.